Pelodiscus sinensis (Chinese soft-shelled turtle) is the source of this 1121-nucleotide messenger RNA. The record is from RefSeq and is a predicted model, not a curated record. Lineage: Eukaryota; Metazoa; Chordata; Testudines; Trionychidae.
CGGGAAAAGGCCCUCCCGGAAGCUGAGCUCUAUGGCGCUGCUGUCCCCGGCGCUCUAGCGCUCCCGCGCAGUCUCUAUGGCACACACGUAAUGGCUUCUAGAGAGUUCUUCCGCUUCGUCUCUUCCCUGGCGCGGCGGUCUCCUCCCGGCCUGCACUCUAUGGUGUUCGGCGCUGAUGGGCGGGGGCGGGUGCGCUCCAGCGGAAGUCUGAGCGGCUUUGUGAUGGCUCCUGCGACGCUCUAUGGGGACUUGGGGAGCUCUAUGGUCUCCUUAGCGGCGCUCUAGACGGCUCUCGCUCCCAUCUCGAUGGCUCCGCGCCGCCGGGCCGGGAGGGCGGAAGGGACGUUGCCCUUUUAAGUCAAAGGGGCGGCGGGGGCCGCUCGAGCCACCAUGGAGCCGGACGCGCUGGAGUCGCGGAUCAACAAGGCUACAAAUCCUCUCAACAAGGAUCUGGACUGGGAUAGCAUCAAUGCUUUCUGCGACCAGCUGAAUAAAGAGCUAGAAGGUGUGGCGCCACUGUGUUCUGCUCUAUGCCAAGUCCUCCCAGUUUGUUGUGUUGAUGUUGAUGCCUUCCUUUUUAAGGUGUGCUUUCAGUUUGUCUUUCAAGCUCUUCCCCUCUCUGUCCAUGGUGUCGGGAGGGAGGAGGAAUGGUGCUACUAGAUGAGAUGUAAAACUGAGGUCCUGGUUGCUUCUGACUCAAAGCUCUUUUUGUGAGCACAAGAGCCAAAUUUCUACAAGGAUAGUUACAUUCUGCCAACCUGAAAAUGCCUGUUUUUUUUUUUUUUUUAAAGUUUCACAUUGAGAGACUGUUCCUCUCUUCUCUUCUUAUGACUGUGCUGUGCCCCAACGCAGGGCAGCUGCAUUGGUGGGGCAGUGAAGGAUUUCUACUGAGAUUUGUACAGGCCUCUGUGAUCCUGUGUGAUUGGAGAUAUACUCUAGGGCCCAUCAGUUAACUAACAAAGUGGCUGCGUGCCUUUGAAACUAGCCUUUUGCCCCAAGCUCACUGAGGACCUGUAAGGACUUUGUGCGCAUCCAGUACUGUGAGCAAAAGUUGUGCCCUCGGGGGACAUCUCUUAUCAACUAGCCAAUUAGCCCGUCAUAAGACAGGAUUUUCAGGUCUC